CUUAAUGCUAAGUAUAUUGGCUCAAAGGAGGAAGCUGAAUUUUGACUGAUAACAGCAGAGCUGCUUGUAAAGAUGAGUGUCCCAGACUAUAUGCAAUGUGCCGAAGACCACCAGACAGUGCUUGUGGUGGUCCAGCCCGUCGGCAUCGUACCUGAGGACCAGUUCUUCAAGAUCUACAAGCGCAUCGCCAGCGUGAGCCAGGUGAGCAUCCGAGACUCUCAGCGCCUCCUCUACAUCCGCUACCGCCACCACUACCUGCCUGAGAACAACGAGUGGGGCGACUUCCAGACUCACCGCAAAGUGGUGGGUCUCAUCGCCAUCACCACCUGUGCUUCCGCCAAGGAGUGGCCUCAGACCUCGGAGCGCUUCCACGGCCAGAAGGAGGUGUACAGCUCCACGCUGUAUGACUCGAGGCUGCUGGUGUUUGGGCUCCAAGGGGAGAUUACAGAGCAACAGCGCACAGAUGUGGCUUUCUACCCCAGCUUUGAGGGGUGCUCCGAUGUGGAGAGGAGAGUGGAGGACUUUGUGGAGUCCAUAUUUAUUGUUCUUGAGUCCAAACGGCUGGACCGAGCUACUGACAAGUCCGGUGACAAAAUACCACUGCUCUGUGUGCCCUUUGAGAAGAAGGACUUUGUGGGUUUGGACACAGACAGUAGGCAUUACAAGAAGCGCUGCCAGGGACGAAUGAGGAAGCAUGUUGGAGACUUGUGUCUGCAGGCAGGGAUGCUGCAGGACGCGCUGGUCCACUAUCACAUGGCUGUGGAGCUGCUCAGGGGCGUAAAUGACUUCCUCUGGCUUGGUGCUGCAUUGGAGGGAUUAUGUUCAGCCUCUGUCAUAUUCCACUACCCCGGAGGCACAGCGGGGAAGAUGGCUGGACGCAAACCGAGUAUCUCUCAGCCAGCAGAUGCAGGGAAACGCCACAGACCAGGGGCUCAGGAGGUUCUCAUUGACCCAGGUGCCCUCACAGCCAACGGCAUCAGUGCAGACACCAGCACUGAGAUUGGACGAGCAAAGAACUGCCUGAGUCCUGAGGACAUUAUUGAGAAGUACAAAGAAGCCAUCUCCUACUAUGGAAAGUAUAAGAACGCAGGUGUGAUCGAGCUGGAAGCCUGUGUGAAAGCAGUCAGAGUGCUGGCUAUCCAGAAGAGGGCCAGGGAGGCCUCCGAGUUCUUGCAGAACGCUGUUUACAUCAACCUGGGACAGCUGUCAGAGGAGGAGAAGAUCCAACGCUACAGCAUCCUGUCGGAGCUCUACGAACUGAUCGGCUUCCAUCGCAAGUCAGCUUUCUUCAAGCGUGUAGCGGCCAUGCAGUGUGUGGCUCCCACCAUCCCGGAGCCUGGCUGGAGAGCCUGUUACAAGCUGCUCCUGGAGACGCUACCCGGGUACAGCCUGUCGCUCGAUCCCAAGGACUUCAGCAAAGGCACCCACAGAGGCUGGGCUGCUGUACAGAUGCGUCUGCUGCACGAGCUGGUGUAUGCCUCCCGCCGGAUGGGCAACCCAGGCCUGUCUGUACGCCACCUGUCCUUCCUGUUGCAGACCAUGCUGGAUUUCCUCUCUGAUCAAGAGAAGAAAGAGGUGACACAGAGUCUGGAGAACUACACUUCCAAGUGCCUGGGAGGGAUGGAGGUCAUCACACUUCCUGAUGGACUGAAGCUCCCUCCUGUGCCCUUUACAAAGCUUCCCAUUGUUCGGUCAGUGAAGCUCCUCAAUCUGCCCGUCAGUCUGCGCCCCCACAAAGUGAAAGGCCUGCUGGGGCAGAAUAUGUCCACCGCCAGCCCCUUCAUCUACUCGCCCAUAAUCAUGCACAGCAGAGGAGAUGAGCGCUGCAAGAAGAUCGACUUCCAGUGGGUCCAAGGAGAUGUUUGUGAAGUGCAACUGAUGGUGUACAACCCAAUGCCUUAUGAGCUUCGUGUGGAGAACAUGGGUCUGAUGACUUCUGGAGUGGAGUUUGAGUCUCUGCCUGCUGCACUGUCCCUGCCCGCUGAGUCGGGCCUGUAUCCCGUCACUUUGGUUGGAGUUCCACGCACAGCUGGCAACAUCACUGUCAAUGGUUACCACACAUCUGUAUUUGGUGUGACCAGCGAUUGCCUGCUGGAGGACCUGCCUGGUGUGAAGACCAGUGGCUGUUUAGUGGAAGUCAUUCCUUCUCUUCCUCGUCUCCAGCUCAGCACAUCUCUACCACGGUCAGCCCACACACCACAGCCCAUGUCCAAAGAAGAACUGUCCAGCUCCGUGUCUGUCCAGCUUUUCAACGGAGAGACACAGCAGCUCACCAUCACUCUGGAGAACAUCGGGUCUGAAGACAUUGAAACUCUUGAGCUCACCUCGAAGAUAGUCAACACCAAAGAAAAAGUGUUUGGGGAAUUCCUGAGCUGGGAGUUGGAGGAAGCUUUACGCCACCUGCCUCUCAAGGCUGGCCAGUCUGUGACACUGACUGUCAGCAUUACAGUCAAACUGGACUUCUCUGGUCAGGAAAACCUCCUGCAGGACCUCAACGACGAUGGGAUCAGCGUGACAGGAUUGCCAAUCUCCAGCCCGCUCCGACAAGUCCUGAAACCCAGGCCUGAAACCAAGCCUAUUGGAAGCGAUUCUGGCAAGCUGGAGUACAGCCACGUCAAGACUCUGGAGGCAGUACUGAACUUCAAAUACUCCGGGGGUGCAGGCAAAGUAGAGGGCUACUACAGGGAGUUGUCUCUGGGUGUCCGUGUUGACGUGGAGCCUUCAGUGUUUUUCACUAGAGUUAGCACCCUACCUGCCACCAGCACCCGACAGUGUCAUCUCCUGCUUGACAUCUUCAACCCGACAGAACAUGAACUCACUGUCAGCGCCAAGAACAACCAGGAGCUGGUUCUCCAUGCCAGCGAAUGCCAGCGCAUGGCCAUCCAGGUUGACAAGUUUGACUUUGACAGUCUGCCACCGUUGGACCAGGAGACUGUUCGCUUCAGUAACCCCAAACAGCUCGAGGAGGAGCGACAGCACGCCCAAGGCUGCCAGAUCAACAGCAAGCUGGGGAUCUGUUGGGACAUUCCAUCUCUGCGGCGCCAUGGAGAAGCCAGUGUGGAGGGAGUCCUCAACCAGCUGGUCCUGGAGCACCUACAGCUGGCUCCUUUGCAGUGGGAUGUGCUGGUGAACGGGAAGCCAUGUGACUGCGAUGUCAUAGCUGAGUGCAAAGUGGGCGACACUGUGACCUUGAAGGUCAAACUGACCAAUCUGAGUAAGAACUCGGUGGGCCCGUUGGCUCUGACUGUGGUACCGUAUCAGGACUACCAGAACGGGGUCCAGAACUAUGACCUGGAUGAAGCAGUCACUUUCAUUGGCUCCAACACCUUCUACAUUGACACGGUUAAAGCCAAAGAAAAUUCUGUCUGCGAGGGUGCUCUGCUUUUCCUCUACACCGGGGAUUUUUACCUCAAUAUAAAGUUUCAGGAUGACAGUACCCGACGAGAACUUCCUUUAGCCUGGUUUACUCUGCCCAGCGUGCACAUCAGAGCCCUGGAUACCCCGCUGCAGGCUGGUGCCUAGGACUGUAAAUACCAAGGCCUUAUGAUUUGAAUUACAUGUAAAUAUAACUGUUAAAGAUGAUUGUUUAUAAAGCUAAUGUUGUUUUGGGGGUUAAACACAGAUAUUCAAGCUGUCCAGAAAAUCUUUUCAGGUAAAGUUUAAUUAAACCUUUUAUUCAGAUGUAAAAACAAAUGAUAAAUUUCAAACCAUAAUAAUGAAAAUCCUGG
Molecule: messenger RNA, 3728 nt
Organism: Melanotaenia boesemani (Boeseman's rainbowfish)
Lineage: Eukaryota; Metazoa; Chordata; Actinopteri; Atheriniformes; Melanotaeniidae
Gene: trappc9
Product: trafficking protein particle complex subunit 9
Exons: 23
Coding region: 73-3522 (1149 amino acids)
Cellular component (GO): trans-Golgi network
Source: RefSeq, a predicted model, not a curated record